UCUUAAACAUUUUACAUUUGUUCCAGUUCCUGUACAUUCUGGAAACAUUCGCUGUGACUCAAGAAACAUUGUUGAAUGACUGGCUGGUGAAUAGUAGAGUGGAUGCACCCAGAAGAGUAUUGCUGAGAUCAGUGUGCAAAGCCACUAUACAACCGAAGUCUGUUCCUUCCACUUUGAAAGUUCAUUGCUUUUCCAUAAUUGUUAUUACUUUUGAGUAGGAUGAUAACACAGUUGCCAUCUGGGGACAUUUUUGUGAGUUAAUGGGGAUGCUGUAAAUAAUUAUGCCAAGGUAUUAACAGAACUGUGACAAAGGUCAUCCUAAUUUGAAGGACUUUCUUUAGCUUUGGUAGUAUGUAUCACCUUCCCUAAGCAACUCCUCAGGCUCAAUAGUUAAUAUUUGCAAACUUUUCUAUUUGUGGAAGCUUCAUUUGCAGUCAGUUGUUGGGUGUCUUUUGCUUAGUAACCCAGAGGCCUGUGGGUAGCUCAUGGCUGGCCUUAAUUCUGUUUUCCUUGUUGACAGGGUAAUGUCCUUGGGCCUUGUGUUUGUUUAGCUUCUUGGAGCUUAAACUGUGUAUUCUGUAGCCCUGACUGUAUUUGCUUCCUUUGUGUUGCUGUGUAUCAUUUAGAACAUGUCUAAGAAUUUCGUGGGGUCCCGUUCUUUCCUCUUGCUGACUGCAGAGGAAACCCAUUGAUGGCUCUCAAGCCUUAGCCAGCUUGAAGGCCCGGUCAGCUGCCAGUGUUAGAGACGUGCAGAUUUUCAAGUAUUCUAAAACUGAGUGUUCUUAUUGGAAUGGUACACAGUUUUGGGGUGACUUCUACAUUAUAAUCUUUACAUUGCUGCUUAUGAGAGAUGGAAGAGAAGUAAAAACCCUUCUUAGAAUUUUGUAGUAGAUUCGUGUAUAGGCAGUUGCUUAAAGUAUUUUUAAUGCUAGUUUCUUGCUCCAUUACUUUAUUCCUUUGUUUUCACCACCUUUACCAUCAUCCUCAUCCUCUUCCUAUGCCUGUGCGCAGACAGCGGAGUGCAGUUCAGUUACACAAAAUGUAUCUGGAGUAGAACAGAAAAAUUAUUAUGCUUCUGCUCCCUUGGGACUCCCUUGGAAACUGUGCAGUGACGUCUUCUGGGAUUUAGUCUGGAGUGUGCAGAUUGGUGCCUAAAAUGGAAGUAGACAUAAAUGGAGAGUCCAGAAGUACCCUGACCACCCUGCCUUUGCCCGUGGCUGAGGUCAGCUCCCCGGGAAAAGCAGAGGCGGAGAAGCCCCGCUGUUCUAGCACGCCCUGCUCACCCAUGCGUCGGACUGUGUCGGGCUACCAGAUCCUCCACAUGGACUCUAACUAUUUGGUUGGCUUCACAACUGGCGAGGAACUCCUGAAGUUAGCCCAGAAGUGCACGGGAGGUGAAGAGAGCAAAGGAGAAGCGAUGCCAGCCUUGCGCUCGAAACAGCUGGAUGCAGGACUUGGGCGUUCCUCUCGCUUGUAUAAAACCAGAAGUAGGUACUACCAGCCGUACGAGAUUCCCGCUGUCAAUGGCCGGAGACGAAGGCGGAUGCCCAGCUCAGGAGACAAGUGUACUAAAUCCUUACCUUAUGAACCUUAUAAGGCCCUCCAUGGGCCUCUGCCUCUAUGUCUUCUUAAAGGUAAGAGGGCUCACUCCAAAUCUCUGGACUACCUCAAUCUAGAUAAAAUGAACAUCAAGGAGCCCGCUGACACAGAAGUGCUACAGUACCAGCUUCAACACCUAACCCUCCGAGGGGACCGAGUAUUUGCUCGGAAUAACACAUGAGUGACUCCUACUGCUGAAACCACUUUAGGUCCACCUACACUUGGCUAGAGAAAAUCCACUGUUGUACCCUGUACAUGACUCUUCACAUUCUAGAUGGUUAUAUCAGCUAAGUGUUCCUGGAACAUAAAAAUUGGAUCAAAUUUCAAAUACAGGAAUGAAAUCACAGGUACUGGGGGGGGGGUAUCAUCCUAGAGCACGCAACUGCAAAGAAAACAGAAUGUUGACCAUUAGUUUGUGUAGCUCUUUAGCUAGGAGAAAAGGCUGUGGUACGGGAAUUUCCUCUUUAAUGAGUCUGAUACUCAAAUCGGGAAUGUUAUCUGCUUGGUUGUUGCUGACUUGGUAUGAUUCAUUAGAAAUUUAUAUCUUCAGUACACAAGUACUUCUCGAAUCUCUGUAUUUUACUAUAAAAUGUAUGUAAUGAUUUGUUUUAUGAAAUUUAGAACUUGAACAUUGCUGAAUUGGACCACUUUUUAUUUUUAAAUAUUAAGUUUAAAUAUUUUAUAACUGGUUUUGCACUGAAAAAAAGUUAACAUUUCAGAUUAAGAGAAUAAUCUUUCUUCACUUGCCUCAAUAAUAUUGAGCAAUGAAUUUUUUAUUUCCGCAUGGAAAGUUACUGAUCUCUAUGGCUGUAAAAUAUUUCUUUAUAGCAUUAUUAAAGUGUGUCUUAAUGAAAUGAAAUUUGGGAUACAAAGUAUUUAUUUUACAAUGGGUGGGGGGAAGCUUUUCCAGAAAGUUUCCAAUAUGAAGUUUUCAUAAGUUGAAAAAGUUUCCAUAGUGCUUAUUUUCUAAUUUAAAAUUCAUCUGGAACUUUACAAUGGAAAGGAUUCUUUUAAUUGUGGACUAUAAGCGUUAUAAUGUUUGCAUCUGGAUUUGCUGUAAGUGAACAGAACUUUAAUAGAGGAUCUCAUGAUUUUUACUAUUGAAUGCUUAAACUACAUAUGAAGUAAUACCUUUCAGCAUGGGUUUGGGUCAUUCUGGUUUCAGUUCUGUGCAACGUAGCACUCAUUGAAUUCAUAGUCCGGGAUUAGGGUAGAAGCCUAAGGUGCUUCUGCAGUUUUAAUGGGUUAAUCCUGGAUUACUUAGCAAUUUAUGUCAAUUGCACUGGUUUAAUUUGUUGCUAAAGAAAUAAUGCCCUGGCUUUAGUAACAAAUACAGCUCAACUAUUCUUGAAUAUAUUUUGAAAAAAAAAAAAAUGUAUGUAACUUACCUUUUAUAAACAUUUCUAUUUCUUUUUUUUUUUUUUUUGACUCUUGAAGGUGCAAUUUAAAACUGAUUUGGCAUUUCUGGCAACACAGAAUUGUAUAUUUUAUGUUUUAUUUUGAGAGCUGAGAGUUUCUUAGGUGUUAGCAACCUUAAAAUAAGAACCCCUUUCAUUAACAAGUGGGUCAUUCCUGGUAUAAUUAUCAUCUUCCUUUAGCCAGAAUCAAUGGCAAACUUUUAUUUAGAGCAUAAUAACUAUUUAAAAACCCUAGGAACUCUUAGUCAAUGCUUAUUAUACUUUCACUAAGGCAAACCAUGUGAAAGAACCUUGGAGAGUUGGCCUGGAUCAUACUGGGUUGAUCAGAUUUCUUGGAGGGCUGGAGAUUUUCAGCUGUUGUAUAUUUUACAGUAAAUUGCACCUUUGUAACAUAUUGUAUUGAUGAAUGAUCACUAAGAUUAACUAUAUCUAUACAGUUAUUAGUUUGACAAGAAAUAGAAUCCUAUCAGAUGCCAAAGAGUUGGGAUUUUUACGUUUAAUGAUUAAACACCGUUAUUUAUUGAUGAUUUACUGAUGGAACUGUAUUAUUUCUAACUAUGAAAUAAAAGGGUGAUGUAAACACA
Molecule: messenger RNA, 3601 nt
Organism: Chinchilla lanigera (long-tailed chinchilla)
Lineage: Eukaryota; Metazoa; Chordata; Mammalia; Rodentia; Chinchillidae
Gene: Macir
Product: chromosome unknown open reading frame, human C5orf30
Exons: 3
Coding region: 1157-1780 (207 amino acids)
Biological process (GO): negative regulation of cytokine production involved in inflammatory response; negative regulation of fibroblast migration
Source: RefSeq, a predicted model, not a curated record